AUGCACAGACAAACAGCAGCAAGCCCAAGGCUGCAGCCUGGAUCAUCUGCUGCAGCAGGUGCUGCUGCUGCUGCUGCUGCAACUGCUGCUGCUGCCGCUGCUGCUGCUGCUGCAGGAGCUGCAGGUGAUGCUGCUGCUCCAGAAAAUGCUGCUGCUGCUGCUGCACACGAUAGUGCUGCUGCUGCACAGGCUGAUGCUGAGGCCUCGCAGCAGCAGCAGCAGCAGCAGCAGCAGCAGCAGCAGCAGCAGCAAGAUACAGCGCAGGCGGAGGAAACCCCAGAAGAGGACGCAGCGGCCUCACAAGCAGCAGGCAACCAGCAGCAGCAGCAGCAAGAACAUCACCAGCAGCAGCAGCAGCAGCAGUUGCUGCGGCAGCAGAUACAAGAGCUGCAGCAGCGCGGUGUCGGGAGGGGCCCCCCUGCCAGCCCCCGCAGCAACCCAGCGUCACCAUCAUCAUCAUCAGCAGCAGCAGCAGCAGCAGAAGCAGCAGCAGCAGCAGCAGAAAACCCAAAUCAGUAG
Molecule: messenger RNA, 519 nt
Organism: Eimeria mitis
Lineage: Eukaryota; Apicomplexa; Conoidasida; Eucoccidiorida; Eimeriidae
Exons: 1
Coding region: 1-519 (172 amino acids)
Molecular function (GO): ice binding
Source: RefSeq, a predicted model, not a curated record